CCAUGUCUCAGCUAGAUGAUAGAAUCAGGUAAUAUCCAAAUAGCUAUCCACUUUGCUGGGUCUAUCAUAUUGAUAUUCACAGCUCCAGGAUCUAGCAAGUGUUUCUCUUUAAUUUAACAGUUUCUUUUAAGUAUUUCUCUUUCAAGGAUUUUCUUUUCGGUCUAGUUUACGUGCCCCUAUAAAAGGAGACGUUCUACAAUUUCCACACAAGAAAGAAAGUUGCCUUGGGAGAAAAAAGACAGCCAUGGAACAGUUACUUCAAAUUGAUGGCGCAAUAGAGUUCUUUUUGGAGACUGCCUCCUCGAAUGUCAAUUGGGAAGGCAGCUCAACCGAUAUUGAAAGGGACAAGCUUAUUACAGUCGCAGCUGCUGUAAACAGGCAGUUUGGAAUACACCUGGAUUGUUUAGAUAUAGAAUUAACUUGGGCUAAACUUAGGGCCUUCUGGGAAACCUGGGUCCGCGAGACCUAUUAUGUGCCUUCCGAAGCGGUUAAUUUUACUACUGGAGAAAUCAAUAUUGAUGACUUCGCCUGGGAUCAACUAGUGAGGAUUGUUCCGGACUGGGAAAUUUUUCGAAGGAAAAAAAUGAUUUCGCCGAACAUGGUUUGUACGGUUUUUAACCGUACACCACCGUCGCUAGUGCCCGAAGAGCUGCAUUCAAGGGGUCGUUUGAAUAUGUCAUCAGGCAGAUCCUCUUCUAGAAAGAGGAGAAAAUCUCCCGAAGAGGUUGAAGAGGAAGAAUUGAAUGCUUGUAUGGACGAGGUCUACAAAAUUGACGAACUGGCAAUCUCUGAGACAUAUAUUGAUUUUUGUUUUGCACUUUUUAGAGAAAGUGAAUUCCGGACUUGUUUUAAUUUACUUCCCAACAAAACUUUGAAGUAUGAAUAUAUUGUUCGGCAAUAUAAUCUGAACUUUGAACUUUGAAGUUUAUGAAUAUGUUGUUCUGGUAUAUAAUCUGUGCGUUGCCCCUUAGCUAGUAUUAUCGUCCCGUCACGGUCUAGAGUCUAGACAUGUGUAUCCUAUUGUCCCAGCUCAAACUCAUGUAUUUUAGACAUUGCUCUCGCAUGGUCCUGGAUGUAUGAUUAUCUAUUUAUGUAGCCCUUGAUAAAAAUCUUGUA
Molecule: messenger RNA, 1116 nt
Organism: Quercus lobata
Lineage: Eukaryota; Viridiplantae; Streptophyta; Magnoliopsida; Fagales; Fagaceae
Exons: 2
Coding region: 245-922 (225 amino acids)
Source: RefSeq, a predicted model, not a curated record